UUUUCCAUUUUGUAGUAAGAGAUACUCGAUUGAACAUUUUACGACCAAAAAUAUUUUCUUAAAUGGAUACCGGACUUCGAGUCUCCGCAGAUUCAGUGCCGUACCUCCCUCUCCGGGAACAUGAAGCCAAUGCUUCCGACGACGCCCGGCUAAAAGAGCUGGGUUACAAGCAAGAACUUAGUCGCAGCCUCACGGCGAUCGCAAACUUUUCGGUCACUUUCUCCAUCGUGUCAGUGAUCACAGGGCUGACAACAAUGUACGGAACAGGACUGACCUUUGGUGGGCCUGUUACAAUGAUAUAUGGAUGGCCCAUAGUGAGCAUGUUAACUAUGAUAGUGGGUCUGGCAAUGUCUGAGAUUUGCUCUGCCUACCCCACUUCUGGUGGACUCUACUAUUGGAGUGCCAAGUUGAGUGGCAAUGAGUGGGGUCCUCUGGCUGCCUGGUUCACUGGUUGUGAGCAUUGGGUAGGUAGUUUUAGGUCUAUAGAUCUAUCACUCUCUGCUAUUUUUGUUAUUUAUGCAUUUUGCUUCCAGAUGGUUUCUGGCAGAGAAAAAAUGGCUCUUCCAUCUCAUACGGUUACAAAUGGCAGCGUUUUGGUUGAUUCAGGCCAGUCUCGUCUCACAGAGCUUGGCUACAAACAAGAGCUCAAGCGCGAUCUAUCGAUGUUUUCAAAUUUUGCGUUUUCAUUUUCGAUCAUAUCAGUGCUGACCGGUAUCACCACUCUCUACAACACUGGGUUGAUUUUUGGUGGACCUGUCUCUUUGGUUUAUGGUUGGUUUAUUGCUGGUGGUUUUACCAUGUUCGUUGGGUUAUCAAUGGCUGAGAUCUGUUCCUCUUACCCAACUUCUGGUGGCCUUUAUUAUUGGAGUGCUAAGCUUGCUGGCCAAAAUUGGGCACCCCUUGCCUCUUGGCUCACAGGCUGGUUCAACAUUGUUGGUCAGUGGGCAGUUACAACAAGUGUAGAUUUCUCACUUGCACAACUAAUUUCGGUGAUCAUUCUCCUUAGCACAGGUGGAAAAAACGGUGGUGGAUAUGAGGCAUCUAAAUAUGUAGUCAUAGCUUUUCAUGGGGCAAUCCUGCUGAUACAUGCUAUAAUAAACAGUCUUCCCAUUUCAGUUCUAUCAUUCUUUGGACAGCUGGCUGCUGCAUGGAAUCUAAUAGGUGUUGUUCUUCUUAUGAUCCUCAUUCCCUCGGUUUCAACAGAGAGGGCUAGUGCCAAGUUUGUGUUCACUCAUUUCAACACCGAUAAUGGUGAGGGAAUAAACAGUAAAGUCUAUAUUUUUGUUCUUGGACUUCUAAUGAGUCAAUACACCCUUACUGGUUAUGAUGCAUCUGCUCAUAUGACAGAGGAAACCAAGAGUGCUGAUAAGAAUGGACCAAAAGGAAUAAUUAGUUCCAUUGGGAUAUCUAUUAUUUUUGGGUGGGGUUACCUACUUGGCAUCACCUUUGCAGUUACCAACAUCCCAUUCCUUUUGAGUGAAAAUAAUGAUGCUGGAGGUUAUGCUAUUGCUGAAAUAUUUUACCUAGCAUUUAAGAACAGAUACGGCAAUGGUGUUGGGGGAAUUAUUUGUUUGGGAGUGGUUGCAAUUGCCAUAUUUUUUUGUGGUAUGAGUUCUGUUACUAGCAACUCAAGGAUGGCUUAUGCUUUCUCAAGAGAUGGAGCCAUGCCAUUGUCAUCUUUGUGGCAUAAAGUGAACAAGCAGGAAGUUCCGAUAAAUGCAGUUUGGCUCUCUGCAUUUAUCUCAUUUUGCAUGGCGCUAACGUCUCUUGGAAGCUUGGUGGCAUUUCAGGCCAUGGUAUCUAUUGCAACAAUUGGACUCUACAUUGCUUAUGCCCUACCAAUCUUCUUCCGGGUGACUUUGGCCCGCAAAUCCUUCAGGCCAGGACCCUUCAACCUCGGCCGCUUUGGGAUCUUGGUUGGUUGGAUUGCAGUCAUUUGGGUGGCAACCAUCUCUGUCCUCUUCUCAUUGCCUGUUGCCUAUCCAAUCACCUCUGAGACACUCAACUACACUCCUGUUGCUGUUUGCGGUUUGCUCGUUCUUACUAUUUCUUCUUGGAUCAUUAGUGCUCGGCAUUGGUUUACUGGUCCCAUAACCAACAUAGAUACAUGA
Theobroma umbraticum is the source of this 2111-nucleotide messenger RNA. The record is from RefSeq and is a predicted model, not a curated record. NCBI's taxonomy places the organism in Eukaryota, Viridiplantae, Streptophyta, Magnoliopsida, Malvales, Malvaceae.